Molecule: messenger RNA, 2476 nt
Organism: Poecilia reticulata (guppy)
Lineage: Eukaryota; Metazoa; Chordata; Actinopteri; Cyprinodontiformes; Poeciliidae
Gene: dennd2da
Product: DENN/MADD domain containing 2Da
Cellular component (GO): cytosol; nucleoplasm
Source: RefSeq, a predicted model, not a curated record
ACUGCACAUUUCAUCAGCUGCACUUCCUGAUGCGUGUGCACUUGUCUCUUCAUUAGCGCUCGUGUCAGCUCUGCACGUCCUAUGCAUUUCUCUACAUGUGUCUUGCCGAGCAGAUAAAAGCAGACUCAUGCCACGGUUGUAACAUUUUCUCUGGAUCCAGUGGACACGUUUGUCUCCUCUGCACACACAGGACAAAUGGACAAAGCCUCAGGGAACGCACAGGUGGAAAGUGGACAAAUAAUUUCUCCAAACGCUCGAAGGGCCUUCAGUUUUUCAUCUCUUCGUAUCAAAAAAAGGAACAACAGUGAGGAAGAGGGUGGAUUUGAGCGGAGGAGAGGGUUGAGAUCUUUUUCAUCAGCUCGAGAAUCAUCCAGAAAAGCAGAUCCUGUGGAAUCUCCUACCAGACGCCAACCGGUUGAACAGACCAGGUUAUUUUCUAAAGCUGCAGAUGAAGCAGGUCCUCCAGGAGUAAGUCGGGUUCAAGAGCUGCUGAAAAAAUUUGGUGAGCAGCCCAAAGAKAACCUCGCCACCGCUGAUGUGCCUGGAAAACGCUGUGCAACACCACCAGGGGACGACGAUGGACGACAAGGGGCCCUCAAGAGGUUCAGUGCUAUGUGGCCCUCUUUCCGCAGAAAGGACAGAAAGGACAAAAUCAAAGAGCCUGAUCUUGCAGAGACGAGGGAGAACCUGCCAGUCAUGGACAAUGUGCCCAUUCAGCCCCGCCGGGUCAGCGGCCAGUACUUCUUUGAGUAUCUAGUGGUGGUCAGCCUGAAGAAGAACAAAGAUGGCAGCAACUAUGAGCCUCAAAUCACCUACCAGUUUCCUAAGAGAGACGUUAUGGCCAAAUAUCAGAAGGAGGAAGAGGAGAAGACCCUAAAGGCAAUCACACUAUUUUGUUUCCCAGAGGGCAUCAGUUGGGCUCCUUUGACAGAAUACCACAGUGAGACCUUCUCCUUUGUUCUGACUGAGAUCGAUGGCAGUAGACGAAACGGAUACUGCAGGAGAUUACUGCCAGGAGGAAGAGGAGCUCGACCUCCAGAGGCUUUCUGUAUCAUCAGUUCGCUGGCCUGUUUCGGCCUCUUCUCCAAGAUAUUCGAUGAAGUGGAGAAGCGGCGGCAGAUCUCCAUGGCCUUGAUCUACCCAUUCAUGCAGAAGCUGAGAGAGGCUUCAUUCCCGGCUCCAGGACAAACAGUGGAGAUUAAGAGCUUCAUUCCUGAGUCGGGCACCGAGAUCAUACACUUGACCCGACCGUUGGAUUCUUGGCUGGAACACGUCAACUUCUGCACUCUGUUUGACUGCCUGACAAACGAGGAGGUGCUGCAGGUGUUUGCUGCUGCCGUUCUCGAGAGACGGAUCAUUUUCAUUGCAGAAGAACUAGGCACAUUAUCUCAGGUCCUUCAUGCAGUAGCAGCCCUCCUUUAUCCUUUCACCUGGCAGCACACCUUCAUCUCCAUCGUUCCAGAAAUCCUGAUCGACGUGGUGAUGGCGCCCACCCCCUACCUGCUGGGGGUCCAGAAGCGCCUGCUGGACCAGGUCACCGACCAGAGUGAUCUAAUGCUGGUUGACCUGUCGAAGAAUAAGGAGAAGACUUUUCUGGUGACUAUUGGUGAUGAGGAUUCGAUUAUUCCCCCGAAGCUCCAGGCAGAAAUACUGGACGCUUUGAGUCAGAGGAGAAAGGUUUCAGAUGUAGACGAGGCGAAGAAGGUGGAGGAGGUGAACCGGGUGGUUUCUGAAGCCUUCCUCCAUUUCUUUGUCAGAACAGUCGGUCAUUACAGCUCAUACGUCAAAUACUCAAAAGAAGGUCCUGGCGUGUUUGAGAAAAGACGCUUCUACAAGGCCAUCGAGUCCAAGACGACUCGACACUUUGUCAAGAAGUUCAUCCAGACGCAGAUGUUUGACCUGUACGUUCAGGAGCUGGAGCAGCAGCAGCCGUCAGGACGGCAGCAAGGUAUAUUCCACAGAAAGAUCACAGAAUAUCAGAAGAAGAAAAACGAGAAAACGAAGAAACACUAGCUGACACUUUGGGACUGUGGGUGUGGAUAUAAAUAUGUAUAGAUAUAUAAAUAUUUCAAGACCUUCAUAGGAAAAGAUGUGAAUAUUGUACUGUGUUUUUUGUAAUUAUUUUUAAGUUUGCUUUUAAAUAAUUAUGUUUCAAAGUGUGAAUUACUGUAUGCGUUGCUGCUACUCACAGUGUCAAACACUGGUGUAUGGGAGAGGUGUUCUCAGCCUGUGGCCUCCAUGGCGGUGCUGAUGAACAGGAAAAUCAUUUCCAAUAAAGAUUAGUUUAAGUCCAUGGAUCUUCCUGCUGUGAUUUUAAGGCUUGAGGAGUACAGUUUAAGAAAGCAGCUCAUGUUUUCUGCCUCUCUGAGCAGAGUCUCACAUUUCAUCUAACAACUGACUUUUUUGAUGUGUAUGAGUUGACAUAUUGCAGAAUUUCGUCUGAUACAAAACUGAUAAUAAAGUGAAAUGCAAGCUG